AUGGCCGACUACUACCAGAAAGAACUCGCCAAGGCGCAGCGAGCCGUCACCGAAGCCGAGAACGCGCUCUUCGAAGCAGAGCACACAACCCUCGACGACGCCGAGGCCGCCCGCGUCCAAAACGGGGACGCCAUCGUCUCGACCCUGCGCAUCGCCGUCGCGAGCGCGCGCAGCGACGUGCGGGUGGCGGAGCUCGACGUGCGGCGGUGGCGCCGCAUCGAGGCCGAGACGAUGGCGGCGGAGCUUAAGGCGAGGCAGGUCCGGGCGCGCGCGACGGCGGUGUGGAACAUCGUCGCCUGGAGAUCCGCCUCCGGAAUGUCAUUCUACUACGAACCUCAUCCAGUCAUCCCCGAGCCGCGAAGAAGUCCUCGCGACCACGUACCCCGCAACUACAGGACCCCGGCCCGCAAGCCCGCGUCCCGCAAGCCCGCGACCCGAACCAACGAGACCAACGCCGAGAAGGAUCCCCAGCGGACCGCAGUCGCGAACCCGCUGCCCCCCGGCGGCCCCGUCCGCGAGCUCGUCGUGCCCGAGGGCACCGGUGCCGGUGCGCCCCUGGUUGUCGUCACCGCCCCGGGGCACUUCGUCAGCCCGUCUCCCGCCGCAGCCACGGCUCCUGCCCCACCGGCCGACGCGCGCGUCCCAGGUCAACCGCUCAGCAGCCCCUCAGGGACGUCCUUGCUCAUCGAAAUCCGGCGCGACCCCUCGCCGCCGGACCCCCCGUGCGAAGCCACGGCCACGGCCACGGCCACCUCCAGGCGGGCAGCAGGCGGGCUCCGCGCGCCAAGCACCCGACGGAGGCCCGCAGAGAAGCACGACGCCGAGCUCGAGCUCAAAGCCGCGCGCGCCUCGCUCAAGGAGCACCACAAAGACCUCCUGCUGCGGUUUACGAAGGGCGCCACGGAAGCGGGCAAAGGGGAGCUCUCGGCGGAGCGCGAGAGGCAGAUCAGAGAACACCCGACGUUCCUCGAGGACCUCCUGCAGGCGCUCGGGUUGCCCCGCGAGGAGGUCUCGGCGAACUGGCGGAGGCAGGGGAGCGAGAGAGUCGAGGCUACGGAGGCCGACGUGUGGCGGGCGUGCGCGGAGGCGGUGCAUGUCGUGGCGGGGGUUACGCGAGUCAGGGAGGAGAUAGAAGCGGGGAUACGCUGGGAAAGGGACAGGGACGAGCGCAGGAAGAAGGAUUCCAAGAAGAAGAAGGACCGCAAGAAAGAAACGAAAGGUAAAGGGAACAAACGUCCACGUCCCGACGCCGAGAACACAGAACCCGACACCCGCCCGAGCAAACGCAGCAAAACCACCAAAGGCGGCAGCGGCGGUAGCAAGGCGAACCCGGCGGCCGGGAGCAAAUCCGGUGUAUCUGGGGUUCAUGCUGGCGACCCCAGCAUGAUCCCCGAAUACAUAGAAUUCGCCCACAACCAGACCGUCAAGCACUCACGCCGACUCUCGGAGUUGCUGAGUGGCCCAACGAAACCACGGUUCCUGUUCUCUGAGGCCCGCGCGGAGUACGUUGGGGCGAACAAGAAGCUCCUCAAGGAACUUAUGGGAAUGCUCGGCUUGUCCAGUGACGACUUAUGUCCGUGCUGGAGGUACAGAGACAGCGGGGUGUCUGCAGCGGAUGCGUGGAGAGCAUGCGCGGCCGUGAUGGGUGUCGUGGCCGCACGCUGGAGGGUGCGAGAGGCAGAACGGUCGCCAUAUCGCCGUUGA
Molecule: messenger RNA, 1704 nt
Organism: Epithele typhae
Lineage: Eukaryota; Fungi; Basidiomycota; Agaricomycetes; Polyporales; Epitheliaceae
Exons: 4
Coding region: 1-1704 (567 amino acids)
Source: RefSeq, a predicted model, not a curated record